AUGUUGUUUGAAAAAACGGAUGAAAAUGAAAUUUUUGACGAAAAUUUUGGAAAGUUUGUUUCCGGAGCUGAUCUUCCAAGUUUUUCAAAUAAUGAUCCGGAUAUGUCGAAAUUUGGAAUGAUCAGGAAUGAACCAGAUGAUGGGAUGCCUAGUAAUUUGAAGAAAUCAGAUGGUAUCAAUAAUCAAGACGUAUUUGGUAAACACUCAUCUGAAAACGAUAUGAUGUCUGUACCGUCAAGUGAAAUAAUGCCUGAACUUCCAUUACCAGUUUUGGACGGAAAAUUGCUGAUCACCGCUGGAAAAGUCAGUGAAGAAAUGAUGAAAGAAUUCAGAGAAGACGAAACUAUGAAUAGUGUCAGUACUGGAAUAAGUCAAACAAAUAACAAUUUUCAAGGGCCAACAUCACAAAUGAGCGCAUUUCUCCACAGUGUGGCAGAUGGUGAUGUUGUUGAAAAGUUAAUUCAGAAUUCAAAUUUCAUUCACGUCAAAGAAAAUUCGAAUUUAUCUGAGUCGCAAAUUGAGAAUUCACUGGAUUUCCACACACUCAAUACGCCUAUUUCUCACCUAAAAAUAGUAACAGUGGCAGACGAUUAUACUUUAAAAGUUUUGGAUGACACUGCAGGGAAUGUUCUGAACAGUCCCAUUAUCUGGAGUAACCCACAAAUUUUCGUUGAACCUGUUCAUAUUGCAAAGUUUCAUUCAGGCCAUGAAAUUUUAUCUGUAAAGGCACAUGAUGCGUUUAAUAGUUCAUUGGAAUUCAUAUGCAUGCUACCGGCAGUUGCAUUUUGCGUCACAGAUUUACUUAGCAAUGACAGUUAUCGGUUACGAAUUGUUUACACGGGUACCAAGAACAUUACAAAUUUCAAUUUACCUCUUAUCAUCAGAACGCGAAGUCAUGGGAGAAAUUCGCAUACGAGUUGGAACGCCUUCAUACAUUUUGUUUCUGAUGAUUUGAACCCGGAUGACGAAAUUCAUCCCGAAAUCCCAAGUGUGACAAGUCAACAAACUACUGAACGUCAGGCAGAAACAACGAUUGAUAGUAAAUUCCAUGUACAACCAAAUUUCAUUGCUUCAGAGGAGCAACCGGUUCCAGUCUGGAACAAAUCCAUUAUUGAGCAUGAAGUGGCAAAAAUGAAGCCAAAAGCACCUGCUUUUAUUUUUAUGCCACAUUUCGAGCAUAACACCUAUGAAAUAUAUGUACCGGAAGGAAAAACAAGGUUUUAA
Molecule: messenger RNA, 1224 nt
Organism: Loa loa (African eye worm)
Lineage: Eukaryota; Metazoa; Nematoda; Chromadorea; Rhabditida; Onchocercidae
Exons: 7
Coding region: 1-1224 (407 amino acids)
Source: RefSeq, a predicted model, not a curated record